Messenger RNA from Toxoplasma gondii ME49, 3384 nucleotides. RefSeq lists its product as hypothetical. The coding region runs from base 1038 to 1985 and encodes 315 amino acids. The record is from RefSeq and is a predicted model, not a curated record. Lineage: Eukaryota; Apicomplexa; Conoidasida; Eucoccidiorida; Sarcocystidae. The transcript is spliced from 3 exons.
GCAUGGAGCUGCUCAGUCACAGAGGAGGGAGGGCAGGCGCCCUGGAGAGAGAGGGAAGUUUUGUCGUCGAGAAGAAUGCUGCAUCUGUCUAGGUGGGCAGAACAAACGUCGCUCUGAAAGAGAGGGAAGCCGCUCUGUUCUCUGAGCCUGCCUUCUGGAAACGCGUAGCUCAGUCUGUUCGUGAAACGUCAAGGCUGCAGUGGAAGGGCAGAUCGAGCGGAAAAAGAGAGAAAAAGGAAAGAAACGGAGAGGAAACGAAGGGCACUGGCGCUCGGAGUCUUCACCCUCUUGACCAUCGCCUUCUUGCGCGAGUCUCUUCGUUGAAGAGACGAAAAAUGGAGAAAAGACACGAAAAUCUGCGUUUUCUGCUUCUUCUUUUCGCAGGAAAAAAUCUCGGCCGGUGGCUUCUAGCGCCAGCUGCCCCCCCCCCCCCCGCGUAGGUUCGGAGAGACGGCGAAGGCGGGAGAAGACGAGAAAGGAGGAAAAGAGAGGGGAGAAAGAAAAAUAAAAGGUCAUUAAUAAAUACACGAGAACAGAGAGAGAUGCAUGACUCACAAACAGCGCUCGAAAACGAAAGCGGGUGUCUUACGUGAGCGCUUUUUUGGAAGACACCGAGGCACCGGCGAAAAGCGGACUUUGGCGUCUUCUACACUUUUCCUUGCAUUUGAAGUUUUCCUUUCGAAUCAAUUCUUUUGCUUCCUUCUUCGCUUCUGAUGAAACAAAGAAAGCCGUUCCUCGUCGCCUAUCUCCAUAUUCGCUUCCGCCGAUCGUCGUCGUCCUCCUUCGCUCCUCUUCUGCCCGCUGCUGCCAUUCUCUUCUUCUCUUUUUCUCCCAUAGUCUUUCUUCUUUUGUAGUCUCCCUCAUUCUCUUUCUUCUCUCCUAAUUUCUCUGCUUACCUCUCUCCUCCCUUCUUUCUUGUCCUCCCGUAUUCCUUCGUUUUCUCUCCGGAUCUCUCUCUUGUUCUCUCCUCUUUUCUCUCUUUGGAGGAAUCACUCGCCUUCUUCGUUCCUCUACCUUCUCCCUAAGAGAGCGACAAAAUGGAAGCAACUGCGUCUCUUCCCUCCUCUGCUCUCUCUUCUUCUUCCUCUUCUUCACCUCCUUCUGCUUCUUCCUCUUCUUCUCCCUCUGCUUCUUCUUCCUCUUCUUCUCUCUCUGCGUCUUCUUCCUCUUCUUCUCUCUCUGCGUCUUCUUCCUCUUCUUCUCCUCUCACGAACACAGAGUUGCCAGAUAAAUGCGAAGGACGAGCAGAAAAGGAGAAAGAAGAGAAGGAACGCGAAGGAAACGAGGAAGAGUCGGAAAGCGACGAGGGUGCCUGCGGAGGGUCUCGCGGUUCGCAAGAAGAGACUCUGAGACAGGAAGUAGCUUGUCAGGGAGAGAAAACACCCGCAGGCCAACUCCCAGAAGAGAAGAGCAAGGAGGAGACAGAGCAGAGAGAGGGGGAAACGGAAGAGAGAGAAGAAGCAGCAGAGAAAGCCGAAGUCGAUCUCCACCACAUCGCUGCUCAGCUCGGAGUCGAUCUGCAGACUUCUGCCGGAGAUCUCCUUCAAGUCCUCGAUCGCGAAACGCUCGCAACAAUGACGGAUGAAUCUAUCGUUCAGAGAGUCCUCGAUCUGCAGACGCUCCUCACAGACUUAACGUACCAGGUGGAAGCUGCACGCAUGUCGAACUUGUCUCUCCAGCGAGAGAACGAGACUCUGAGAGAAACGCUUUCUUCGCUUCGGUCUCGAGUGGAACAAGCUCGCGUAGAACGCCCUUACGCCCAACAAAGAAUCCCUUCUCAGUCUUCUUCGCAAUCUUCUUCGCAGUCUUCUUCGCAGUUUUCUUCUCAGUCUUCUUCGCAGUUUUCUUCCUCUUCAACAGCUUCAAAGGGCGCGCAUUUGCGGGAGGUGAAGAGUGGAGAAGCUCAGCCAGCGCAGGCGGGUGCUUCAGGCGCUUUAGCUGCUGCGAAGGCGUUUGCCAUGGCCGAGCCAAGUCCGGUGGUUUGAAUUUUUCGCCAAAACUGCAGCUGCUUCGUGCAGGACGUCUCUACAGCGCCUCUACGCUCGCCUGGGCAAGACGCGUCUUUUUUUCCUAGGGGACAACUUUCGCAAAAAAGACCUCUUCUUUGGGAAGCGCGAGCAUGUGGACCCAUCUGAACAGUCGGGCAAAGCCUGGCGCCAGGAAAGUGAACGCAUAUGCUUCUAAAAAAGUGCGAAAAUCUGCGCGUCUUUCAGAUGCGUUGAUAUGCGCAUGCACGCGUCGAUGUGUAUGUACACGGUUUCGGUCGAUCUGGAAGUCUGUAACGAGUGUCGAACCGACGGGGGCAGUUUGGUGCUCGAAAAAGACAAGAACCGUGAUCUCGAGGGAACUCGGAAAAUUCCCUCUCCGGCUCGCGGGUCGCAUGCAAGCAAAGAGUUCUGCCUGUCUCCCAGAGUUCCUACAGAAAAAUCCUUACUCAGAUAAACGUUUCCAUUUCUAUCUAUAGAUAUAUAUACAUAUAUAUACAUAUUUAUAUAUAUAUAUAUAUAUUUAUAUAUAUUUAUAUAUUUAUAUAUUGUCGAGAAGAGACAGAGAAGUGCGGGAUGUCUUUGGUUGUGUUCAGUCGUUUCGGGUGUUUGUGGAAGUGCGAGGAAAAAUGCAGAGGCUGGAGCAGGGGCCAGGAAACUGAAAGUUUUUGCUGGUUUUUUGUGUUUGUUCGCCAGUGGGCGAAAAAGUGGGUCGUGAACCGUUCGCUUUUCUUGUGAAGAACAACAGCUUUCUUCUCGAUACACGUGGGCUGUUUCCCAGUCUCCGCACAGAAAGGAGAGAAGCUCAAGAAAUAUAGUCUAUGUGCCUCUCCACAUGACUUCUUUACCUGUGUGUGCAAAGAUCUACGCAUCUAUCCACGUAUGCGCGAGGAAAUUCAAAGAGUUUUCCCUGACUGUGUCUUCGAAGUGCGGCUCGUUAUUACAAGGGAUUUCCACGCCUGCCACUGGCAUUUUUUAAAGGAUUCUCGAGCCCCUGCAGAUGAAGGUACGGCUGGCGAAGCUACCUUUCACCUUUUCUGUCAGUGACGGAUGGUACAAGUGCACCCUUUCCGUCGCCUCUUCAAGUUUUAAAAUCUGUGUAGCUGGCGACUUUUUUCUUCCCUGUUCGUCGAGGCACUCCUCAGCAGCCCUGCGAAGAAGUUCGCACCCUGGAAGCGCGGAGUUCCGUUGUAUGCCUUCGCUCCGGCUCGAAAGAGACGCUAAACACCCGUAGGCGUUGAUGGAGUGCAACAACGCUUUGGUCGCACUCCAGACAAACGUGGAAAAUCUCAUCCGUGUCAUUCCGUAGUUACGCGUCAAAGUGUCUCGACUGGAGGGGACGCUAUGCGGUGUAUAUUGUGAACAGAAGUUCCUUCACGAGCGUGUGCCUCGAAGGUCC